UUCCUACGUAUAUACUCCGUAUGAUCUGAUCCUAUUGUUAAUCAUGUAAAUCAAACUAGCUUACAAAAAUGGAAUUUGUACUCCAAGACUUUCUGGCUAGUUCAAUUAUUGCUCUAGAGAUUGCUUGUUUUUAUGUAAUUUUUCAUUAUUUCCGUACCCAGUCAAACCACUUCGAGAAACACAAGCUACCGCCGGCAGCCGGCGGAGGGAGGCCAGUUUUGGGCCAUCUCCACCUCUUCAGAGGCUCCGUCCCUGCACACGUGGCCGUCGGAGAAUUGGCUGACAAUUACGGACCGGCGUUCACUAUCCGGAUCGGCUUGAAGAGGGUGUUGGUCGUCAGCGACUGGAAGUGGGCCCACGAAAUUUUCACUUCCCACGACGUCAGCGUUUCGGAUCGUCCGAGGUUUCGCGCCGCCGAGCACUUGGGCUACGGCUACAAGAUGUUUGGCUUCUCACCCUACGGCCCUUACUGGCGAGAUAUUCGGAAGCUCACCACCACGCAGCUUCUCUCCCACCGGCGGCUUGAGCAGCUGAGCCACGUCAGAGUCUCCGAGGUCGAAACCGCCGUCAAGGAGCUUUAUGAUCUUUGGAGGGAAAAGAGCGCCGCCGCAGGCGGCGGAGAUGGUGUCCCGGUUUUGGUGGAAAUGAAGAGAUGGUUCGGAGACGUGAGUAUGAACGUGUUCCUUCGGAUGAUCGCCGGAAAGAGAUGCUUUGGGGGGACGGCGGAGAGUGGCGGUGACGACGACGGCCGGCGUUGCCAAAGGGUGUUGAGAGAGUUUCUUCACCAUCUUGGGGUUGCUGUUCCGGCGGAUGCCCUGCCGAUCUUGAGAUGGUUAGAUCUUGGUGGGUAUGAGAAAGCCAUGAAAGGAGUUGCUAAAGAAAUGGAUUCUCUCGUUGACCAAUGGCUCCGGGAACAUCGCCGCCGGCUCAAAGAAGAAGCAACCGGGGAUGCCGGCGGCGGUGGUGAGAAAGAUUUUAUUGAUGUCAUGAUUCGUACUGGUUACGAUUCUGACGAAACUGCCAUCAAAUCAACUUGCAUGUCAUUACUUUCGGGAGGAGCAGAUACGACCAUGGUAAUGCUUACCUGGGCUCUUUCAUUGAUCAUAAACAACAAUCACGUGUUGAAGAUGGCUCAGGAAGAGCUAGACAAGGUGGUGGGCAAAGAAAGAAGAGUCAACGAAUCAGACAUCAAUUCUUUAGUAUAUCUCCAGGCCAUAGUCAAAGAAACAUUAAGGUUGUACCCUGCUGCACCCCUUGGAGGACCAAGAGUGUUCAGAGAGGAUUGUAUCAUACACGGGUUUCAUGUCCCAAAAGGCACUUGGCUUUACUUAAAUAUCUGGAAGCUCCAACGAGACCCGCACCUUUGGUCAGAUCCUAAUGAUUUCAAACCAGAAAGAUUUAUUUUUAAUGAUAACAGUCACAAGUGGAAUAAUGGUUUCGAGUUGAUUCCGUUUGGUGCGGGUAGAAGAGUGUGCCCAGGCAUAGCAUUUGGAUUGCAGAUGUUGCAUUUGGUGCUCGCUAAUGUAUUGCAUUUCUUUGAACUGUCAACAUAUGCUCCCAUUGAUAUGAGUGAGAGUUUUGGACUAACGAAUCUUAAAGCCACCCCACUUGAGAUUCUAAUUUCACCUCGCUUGUCUUCUUCCUUGUAUUAGCCAAUCACAUAUGAUGUAUUGUUUGUGUGUUAUGUAUGUACUCUUUUAUGUCAUUCCGUAACUUAAAAUCUUCCCACUUUCCUUUUUCGUCCGUAACACAAAAAUCUCCCCAUUUCUAAAUCUUCUCAUCAUACCCUCAAUAAUUCUUAAAAUAAUACACUAUUACAACUACUUUUUUUGGAUUUAUCCUACAUUCCACCACAUUAUUCCACUAUUUUCCCAUCAUACCCUCAAUAAUUCAUAUCAUCUUUCACUAUUCUUAAUCUACCUACUUUUGAAAUGGGAAGAUUUUAAAGAUACGGAGGGAGUAGUUUUAUGCAUGCCCUUUUUAUAAUAUUAAUGUCAUGUUUGCUUAUUUUAUCUCCAAUUUGUCUUUAUCAGAAGUCCAGUAUAGCAGAAAUAUAUAUCAUUGAUGUGAAUAAUGGUGGUACAUAUUGUAUAAUUAAUGGUAUAUUAAAUAGAUUGAGAUUGUUUAAAUUAGUUAUUUCAUUUGACUUGUACACAAGUUGGCCGGAAUGUUUCAUAUAAAUUAAAUAUGACGACAUGGA
Messenger RNA from Cuscuta epithymum, 2200 nucleotides. The record is from the annotation of a GenBank genome assembly. Lineage: Eukaryota; Viridiplantae; Streptophyta; Magnoliopsida; Solanales; Convolvulaceae.